AUGUACGUGGAGUUUAUCAACGAGUACCUGUCAUUGGGUCACUGCAGAGUUGUGUCGAGUGCUGAACUCAAAAAUCCAGGAUUCGCCUACUACCUUCCGCACCAUUGUGUAAUGAAACCAGGCAGCUCCACCACUAAGUUGCGAAUGGUGUUCGACGCUUCGGCGAAGACUAGUUCCGAUUUGUCUUUGAACGAUGUCAUGGAAGUCGGACCAACUGUGCAAGACUCGUUAUUCAAUAUAAUAUUGAGAUUCCGCAUGCAUAAAUUUGUUUUCACUGCCGACGUACCUAAAAUGUACCGGCAAGUGAUUGUAGACGAAAAUCAACGUAAAUAUCAGCGGAUUCUGUGGAGAGCGAGCAAGGAUGAACCAAUCAGGGAGCUGGAAUUAAAUACGGUGACUUACGGAACAGCUGCCGCCCCUUAUUUGGCGACCCGCGCAAUCCUUCAACUGGCCAUAGAUGAACAGAAGAACUUUCCAGCUGCAAGCCUGACUGUAAGGAAAUGCUUCUAUAUUGACGACGUACUCGCUGGUGCUGCCACACUGAGAGAAGCGAAACAACUACAGCAUGACUUGAUCGCACUAUUAGAAAGAGGCGGAUUCAAGCUCCACAAAUGGUGUGCGAACGACGAUGCUUUGCUGGAGGGAAUUCCAAUUGAAGCCCAAGAAAAGCAACUCAGUUUCGAGGACAGCGAAGUCAACGGUGUCAUCAAGACACUUGGAAUACUUUGGGAUCCAGUUGAAGACGAUUUCAUGUUCUUCGUGAAGCCUGUCGGUGAUUUUUCUGCAAUUCCUACAAAGAGAACUGUACUCUCCGAAAUGUCAAGGUUGUUUGACCCGCAUGGAUUGCUGGCGCCAACAAUAGUGGUAGCCAAGUUGAUUAUGCAGCAGCUAUGGCAACAGAAUAUAGGUUGGAAUGAUCCAAUUCCCCAAGAGCAGCUUCGCACAUGGAACAGAUUUCGAUCUGAGCUUUGCAGUUUGAAUUCUUCGAAGAUCAACCGGCGGAUAACUAUUGACGACACUAUUGCUAUGGAGCUGCACGGUUUCGCAGAUGCAUCAAAGGUGGCUUACGGAUGUUGCAUAUAUUUGAGGAACAUUAAAAAUGACGGGACGGCAAACGUUCGACUGAUUUGCGGUAAGUCGAGAAUCGCUCCCAUGAAGGAAACGCAACGGGAUGUCAGAGCGGAUGCGACGCCUGCUGAGAUGACGAUUCCGAGACUUGAAUUGUGUGCUGCAUUGUUGUUAGCUGAGCUUAUGGAAAAAGUGCGCGAAACCCUAGCGUUACAAACCGUAAAGGUUGUGCUUUGGUCCGAUUCGAAAAUUGUAUUGUGGUGGUUGAAGAAAAUGAAAGCAGGUACUCCUGUUUUUGUACAAAAUCGUGUUGUGAAGAUACGACAGUUGUUUUCAUCUGAUAAAUGGCGUUAUAUUUCAACGCAGCACAACCCUGCAGAUUUAGUAUCUCGUGGAGUGUUCCCAGCUGACCUGAUGCACUGUGAAGGAUGGUGGUCCGGUCCAAGUGCUCUCUCGACCGUUGCAGACAAUGAAGAUGUAAUCGAUUUGAUGGAGUCUGAAGAGAAUGAAGAACCAUCUCUUCAGCAAAUCAUCGGUUUGUUAGUACCGAAGACGCAGUUUGAUCUAUUUGAUUUGAUUCUGAAGCACAGUAGUUACCGUAAGUUACAGCGCAUUUUUGCGUACAUAAUCCGUUUUAUUUACAAUUGUCGAGCAAAACAAAAUCAAACUGAACGCAGAACUGGAUAUCUCGGCGUCAAGGACCAUUGCGAUGCGCAGAAGGCAAUGGAGAUUGUUGUACAGCGAAAGGUUUAUAAGAACGAAAUAGAAUGCUUCCAGAAGAAUGUAACAAUCAAGGGAAAACUGCGAAAUUUAAAACCAAUUUAUGACGAGAACGAAAGGCUGCUACGUGUCGGCGGUCGCAUACGAAAUUCCGAUCUACCAGAAGACCAGAAGCAUCCAAUGAUUUUACCGGAAAAUAAUCACUUCACUGAAAUCUUGAUCGAAGCUCUACAUCUAGAACAUCUUCAUGUUGGUUUAAACGGAUUGCUCGCGGUAGUAAAACAAAGGUUCUGGCCUGUAAACGCAAAACGAACCAUUCAUCGUGUCCUGAAGAAAUGCGUACGUUGCUUUCGAACCAAUCCCAAAGAUGUACUGCAGUAUAUGGGCGACCUUCCGAGCUGCCGAGUGACUGCGGCUCAACCCUUUGUCAGAACUGGUAUGGACUAUGCGGGACCUUUCUUCAUAAAGGUUGGACGAAUGAAGACGAAGAUAAAGGUGUACGUGUGUCUGUUCGUAUGUAUGGUGACGAAAUCCAUUCAUCUGGAGUUGGUGAGUUCGCUAACGACGGAUGGAUUUUUAGCGGCACUUCAUCGGUUUGCUGGUCGAUGUGGAAACCCAUCUGAGUUAUUCUCUGAUAAUGGAAGCAACUUUCGAGGAGCAGAUCGAAAGCUAUUGGAGCUGUUCGAGUUACUGCGGUCUCAGAUAUUAAAUGAAAAGGUAAACGAGUUCUGCCAGCCGAGAGGAAUCAAAUGGAGUUUUAAUUUACCCAAAGCUCCUCAUCAUCGAGGAAUUUGGGAGGCCAACGUGAAAUGUAUGAAGACCCACCUGUACAAAACGCUGAACGAAAGCUACCUGACAUAUGAAGAGAUGAACACAUUACUGAUCCAGAUAGAAGGUAUACUAAAUUCGCGGCCUCUUGUGCAAUUGACGGAUGAUCCAUUUGAUUAUGAAGCUCUGAGCCCCGGACACUUCCUAGUUGGACGAGAAUUGACGGCGGUAGCGGAACCACUGUAUGGUGAUUUGAAGGAGAAUAGUUUGUCACGAUACCAGUUGGUGCAGAAACGGAUGCAGCAUUUUUGGCGGAGAUGGUCAAACGAAUAUAUUACCGGUCUACAGAAGCGUAGCAAGUGGUACAAGGAUUUCACCAAACUGCAGAACGGAUUGCUGGUCAUCAUGAAAGAGGAUGAUAAUAUGCCACCUAAAACAUGGAGGCUGGGCCGCAUAGUAGAGACGUAUCCAGCGAAAGACGGAGUCAUACGCGUGGUUACAAUCCGCACCAACAGUAACACUUACAAGCGACCAACAACCCAGUUUGCCGUGUUACCAAUCGAAGACAAUAUGGAUCAAGCUGGUAUCAAGGAGUAG
Messenger RNA from Topomyia yanbarensis, 3153 nucleotides. RefSeq lists its product as uncharacterized. Gene Ontology annotation, molecular function: nucleic acid binding. The coding region runs from base 1 to 3153 and encodes 1050 amino acids. NCBI's taxonomy places the organism in Eukaryota, Metazoa, Arthropoda, Insecta, Diptera, Culicidae. The transcript has a single exon. The record is from RefSeq and is a predicted model, not a curated record. Gene Ontology annotation, biological process: DNA integration.